Asterias rubens (European starfish) is the source of this 1355-nucleotide messenger RNA. RefSeq lists its product as uncharacterized. The transcript has 4 exons. The record is from RefSeq and is a predicted model, not a curated record. Lineage: Eukaryota; Metazoa; Echinodermata; Asteroidea; Forcipulatida; Asteriidae. Bases 857 to 1336 code for a protein of 159 amino acids.
CAGACUAUUUUGUUGUUCCAUCCUCAGUUUGGUAACAUUGAUAUCAAUGGGGGAAAGAUGGCUGCACCGUGAUAAAAGUCUAUAGAGGCGGUUUGAAUCCUUAGCAGCGGGUACUGUAACGAUUAAAAGAGUGAUUUGUCCGUGGAAUUUUUUCACAGAACUCUUGAAAGUAAUGAGUAUACAGUGUUAAAUACACAUUGGUGUAAGGCUAAAAAGCAAGUUAUACAUUUUGAUUAUUAAAACUGAAUGUCUAAUUAGAACUACAAUUUUGACUACAAAAACCACUAUUAUAAUAUGAUCAGUUAUGAUUUAGUUGGUAAGAAAUCUGUUCAAAAUCGGUCAUGGGUUCAAGUCCCACCGAGUAACAUGCCUGUGAUUUGUUGUCAAAGAACUCGGUAGUAUUGAGUAUACAGUGGUUACACACAUUGGUGUAAGGGUUAAACCCCAAUAAUAUUCUUUAUCCUCUUAAAUAUAUUCCUUUCUAGCUAAAAACUAAUGCUGCAAUUUAACAUGAAUUCAUAUCUGCAAGGGUUCCAGAGAAAAGCACUGCUAGUUAUAAGAGGAAUGGAGCUUCCAAUCUCUGUCAGGACAAACUGACAAUACAUUGACUGAUAAGCACAAUAUUGACAGGAUAAGCACUGACCACAAAUGGAUUUCGCAACCCACCCUCACCAGGACAGCAGCAAUGCUUUUAGGAGUGUACAACACUUCAAGAUUUAAGAUUCAAUAAGUGAAUUAAUGUUUUUGUUUUACAUUACUACAGAAGUGGCAACCGACUGGUCGCCAGCUAAUUGGCUGCUUCUCUGCAGCUUCUAAUGUGACUGGUAUUCUGACAGAUGACGUUAAAGUGACAGUGAUGCUUCACCGGUACUCUGCGUUGACAUUCUGGGACUAUGCUACUGCAGGACCAUAUGUUGACAUCAAUAUGAAUCCAGUAAUCUCAGGGACGAGUCAGCAGUCCUCUGCGUACAAGGAUGCCAUUUUUCUAUCUCCUCAUAAGUUUGUCGGUGGAGUAGAAACACCAGGCGUUCUGGUUGCCAAGAAAUCUCUCUUCAAGAACCCAGUGCCAAGCGGUGGAGGGGGAGGAUCAGUCUUUUUCGUAAGUUUUGUUUUCUUCUCUCCCAUUCAAAUAAAAUAUUACGACAAAUUGUUGAUUAUCUGCACCUUGGUUCUUACUUCUUGCGAAUGCGAAGUGAAUUUUGAAGUCACAUGGCUGUUUUUCGCAGGAGUUGAACACAGUUCAACAACACAGUUGAACUGUUGCAAUUUCACAUGCGACAAAAAUUAUACAGCAAUGUCUACUUUAAGCAUGUUUGAUUGUACAACUUUGAUUUGAACUUGGUAAACAUAUCCUU